AUGCCCCGUCCUUUACCCGUAAAGUCCUGGCUAUCAACUCUCCGGCUGCCCAAGUCAAAUUUUCCUCCCCGGCCCUCGCUCUCAGCCAUCCCCAAACUCCAAAAGCGCUGCACCGACGAGCUCUACGCCUGGCAGAGCAGCCAGGGACCUCGCCUCGGCCCCUUCAUCUUGCACGAUGGCCCGCCGUACGCAAAUGGAAGCUUGCAUAUCGGGCAUGCGCUGAAUAAGAUUCUGAAGGACAUCAUUGUGCGGGUGAAGGUGCAGGAGGGGUACAAGGCUACUUUUGUGCCGGGCUGGGACUGUCAUGGGCUGCCGAUUGAGAUCAAAGCUCUGGAGCAGCAGCGCUUGAAAAAGUCGAAGAGUGAGGGAGAAUUCGGGGAGAAUGGGGAGGGGAAUAGGGAGGUGGAGCUGGAUGCGGUCGGGGUGAGAAGGGCAGCAAGAGCGUUGGCUACCAAGACAGUGAAGGAGCAGAUGAAAGGGUUCCAGGAGUGGGGUGUGAUGGGCGACUGGGAAAAUGCGUGGAAGACUAUGGAUCCAGCUUUUGAGAUCAAGCAGCUGGAGGUCUUUCGUGACAUGGCGAAGAAGGGCCUCAUUUUCAGACGAUACAAGCCGGUGUAUUGGUCUCCGAGUUCGAGGACGGCACUGGCGGAGGCGGAGCUGGAGUACAAGGAGGACCAUGUCAGCACGGCUGCAUAUGUGAAAUUCCCGCUGAUGAGCGUGCCGGAUGUGGCACGGGAGACGCUGCCAGAGGGGACAGAAGUGAGUGCUGUGGUCUGGACGACGACGCCGUGGACGUUGCCGGCGAACAGGGCCAUUGCUGUCGGUGCUGAGAUGGAAUACUCGCUUGUGAGGAGUAGAGGAGAUGUGCUGCUUGUUGCGAGCACUAGACUACCAAAUAUUGCUUCGGUGCUGUCUAGCGAGAGCCCUCUCGAGUUGGUUCUGGAUGGUAUAUUGGGCAAAGAUCUGGAAAGUUGCUCUUACACUAAUCCUGUUCGCGGCAAUGAUGGUGGGUCCCAGCCCAUCGUCUGCGCAGAUUUUGUUUCUGCCGAAUCUGGAUCGGGUCUUGUUCAUCUGGCCCCAGGCCAUGGGAUGGACGACUACGAGCUUUGUACGAAAUUAGGAAUUGAGGCCGUGGCCCCUGUCAACGACCUUGGCUGCUUCACUGCUGCAGCUCUUCCUGAAAACCCGGAAGUCCUGGAAGGGACGCCUGUCUUGGAUGGUGGCAGCAAAAAGGUGUUGACGCUCCUUGGUGACAAGGUCCUCGCGACCCACGAGUAUAAGCACAAGUAUCCGUAUGACUGGCGGACCAAACUUCCUGUCAUUAUCCGGGCUACAGAGCAGUGGUUUGCAGAUGUCCAACAUGUGAAAGAUGAUGCGUUGAAGCGUCUCGAGAAAUGCCAGUUCAUCCCCGGUUCUGGUCGGGCAAGACUAGAGAGCUUUAUCAAAGGCAGAAGCGAAUGGUGUAUCUCUCGACAACGUGCCUGGGGCGUGCCUAUUCCAGCUUUGUACAAUGAAGACGGUGUUGCAGUCUUGACAGAUGCAAGUGUUGCCCACAUCAUCUCUGUCGUCCAAAAGCGAGGCAUUGAUGCCUGGUGGACCGAUGCUGCUGAUGACCCUGCCUGGAUUGUCCCGGGCUUGGAAGGAUCCUACCGACGGGGUAAAGAUACGAUGGACGUCUGGUUCGACAGUGGAACUAGCUGGACACAGACCGAAGGACAAGCUGGAGUCUAUAUUGAGGGAACUGAUCAGCACCGAGGCUGGUUUCAAUCGAGUUUGUUGACGCAUACCAGUGCUUCCGGGAAAGGCUACGCUCCAUUCAAGAAGCUCAUAACUCAUGGAUUCACGCUUGAUGAUAAAGGCAAGAAGAUGUCCAAGUCUAUAGGUAACACUAUUGCUCCCAGCCAGAUCAUUGACGGCUCGCUGCUCCCGCCGAUCAAAUCGAAAAAGAAGGCCGGCGGCCCCAGCUCCCAGGCCCUCGGUCCCGAUGCCCUUCGCCUCUGGGUCGCCAGCAGCGACUACACCCGCGACAUAUCCAUCGGCCCCUCCGUCCUUCUCGCCAACCAUACCGCCUUAGUGAAAUACCGUUUGACCCUCAAGAUGCUCCUCGGCUCUAUGCACGUUCGCUCGCAAGCUCCCCUUUCAUUACUUGACCAAAUCGCCCUCAUCCAGCUCGGCGAAUGUGUCCGUCAUGUAACCUCCGCCUACGAGAGUACCGAACAUCACAGGGGCGUCAAUGCAAUUAAUAGAUACAUCAACGGCGGUCUCUCGGCUUUUUACAUCGAAGCUAUAAAAGAUAGACUGUAUUGCGAUGAUGGGGGGGGUGUGCUUCCGGAAAUUUUCCAUGGGCUGCUAUGUAUGCUGGCACCGAUAUGUCCGCAUCUUGUUGAAGAAGCGUGGGAGUAUCGUCCCGAGUGGAUGAAAUCAGACGAUGCCAUAUGGCAACACCCAGCCAAGUACCCGCUAUCCCUGCUGCACCGCCGGAUCAUGAAGCCCGAGAGACUUGUUGCGGAGUCCUGGCAUGUUCAGCAUCUGAUGGCUGCUAACGCUGCUAUCAAAGCUGCGCAGGAGGAAGCUAGGGCCGACAAGAAAAUCGGGUCUAGCUUAGAGAGUACAGUGGUGUUACAGGUACCGCCAUCGGCACACUUGCUCUUCGAGGUGUAUGAACAUGAACUGGCGGCUAUGUUUGUGGUUAGUAAGGUGAAGCUUCGGACACUGGAGCCCAAGGAGACGGGAAUGGGCGAAGAGAAGGCGGGCAUGGAGGAGUGUAAGGACUGGCUCUACGUGAGGGGAUUCGAGACCGAGGGUGGCAUGGCAAAGGCGAUAGUCUUGCCGACGGAAGACCACAAGUGCCCCAGAUGCUGGAGGUUUGUGGCACCGGUUGAGGAUGAGUUGUGUAGACGGUGCGACAGGGUGGUUCAUGGUGAAAAGGAUGCGCAGAACGUAGAUUAG
This is a messenger RNA of Drepanopeziza brunnea f. sp. 'multigermtubi' MB_m1, 2949 nucleotides long. RefSeq lists its product as uncharacterized. Gene Ontology annotation, biological process: isoleucyl-tRNA aminoacylation; mitochondrial translation. The record is from RefSeq and is a predicted model, not a curated record. Gene Ontology annotation, molecular function: ATP binding; tRNA binding; aminoacyl-tRNA deacylase activity. Gene Ontology annotation, cellular component: mitochondrion. NCBI's taxonomy places the organism in Eukaryota, Fungi, Ascomycota, Leotiomycetes, Helotiales, Drepanopezizaceae.